AUGGUUUCCAGGCUUCCGACGGCCUGGUCCUGUGAACCAGUGACCUUCGAAGAUGUAACACUCGGUUUUGCCCCAGAGGAGUGGGGACUGCUGGACCUCAAACAGAAGACCCUGUACAGGGAAGUGAUUUUGGAGAACUACAGGAACCUGGUCUCAGUGGAACAUCAGCUUUCCAAGCCAGAUGUGGUAUCUCAGUUAGAGGAGACGGAAGAGUUCUGGCUGACGGAGAGAGGAAUUCUUCAAGACACUUUUCCAGAAUGUCUUGGGACUCAGCUGGAACCUCAAUUGGAUCCUCUUCCAGCUGAGAAUCCCCUGAUGAAGAUCAAGGUUGUUGAGGUCCUCACACUGAACCAGGAGGUGGCUGGUCCUCGGAAUGCCCAGAUCGAGGCCCUUUAUGCUGAAGGUGGGGGCAUGAGUCCAGACAUCCUUGGAGAACCAACCCAACAGCUGGACAAGUAUACGGUUGAUCCUGAGGCUGCUCACCAGAGAUUCCGGCAGUUCCGUUAUGAGGAGACGAUGAGUCCCCAGGAGGCCUUGGCCCAACUUCGAGAGCUGUGUCAUCAGUGGCUACAGCCCGAGGCUCACUCCAAGGAGCAGAUCCUGGAGCUGCUGGUGCUGGAGCAGUUCCUGAGUGGACUGCCUGGGAAGCUCCGGACAUGGGUGGAGUCGCAGCACCCAGAGGACUGCCAGAAGGCAGUGGCCCUGGUGGAGGAUGUGACCUGGAUAUCUGAGGAGGAAGUGCUGCCUGCUCAGGGCCCCGAGGUUACUGCUCAGCAAGAGGAGAAGGAGGAGGAUGCAGCCAUCUGUCCAGUGGUGGUGCUGCCUGAGGAGCCAGUGACCUUCCAGGAUGUGGCCGUGGACUUCACCCGGGAGGAGUGGGGGCUGCUGGGCCCAACAGAGAGGAGUGAGUACCACGACGUGAUGCUGGAGACCUUCGGGCACCUGGUAUCUGUGGGGUGGGAGACUACACUGGAAACUGCAAAGUCUGACAUUCCAGAGGAAGAACCAGCCCACAGCCUGAAAGAGCAAGAAUUCUCAAGGGAUUGUACCCAGUCCUCCACCUCCAACAAUGUCUUGCAGGGUGGGGUCCCAGAAGUCCCAGAUACAACAUUGAAAGAAGUCAGGUUUGCUCAGGAAAAAAUCCUCCCUCAGAAGGAACACUGUGAAAACCCUGAAUCCCAGGCAAACACUGGUCUAGACACAAGGCAAGUUUUGCUCCAGAAAGUUCCUUCUAGAAAACGUUUGAGCAAACGUGGUUCACGGGUUAAAAACAUGACACAUAAUUCACAUGCAAAAAUUCAUCAGAAGAGCUGUGAAAGGGAAAAGGCCAGGGAGAAGAAUGGUUAUAGGAAAACCUUCGGUCGGAGUGCUCAUCAGAUUACAUUCAUAAGAAUUCACAAGGGGAGCCAAGCUUGCCGAUGCAGUGAAUGUGGUAAAAUGUUCCGGAACCCAAGAUACUUUUCUGUACAUAAAAAAAUCCACACAGGAGAGAAGCCUUAUGUAUGUCAGAACUGUGGGAAAGCAUUUGUUCAGAGCUCUUCCCUCACUCAGCAUCUAAGAGUUCACAGUGGAGAGAGACCCUUUGAAUGUAGAGUGUGUGGGAGAACCUUCAAUGAUCGCUCAGCCAUCUCCCAGCACCUAAGGACUCACACUGGAGCUAAGCCCUACCAGUGUCAGGACUGCGGAAAAGCCUUCCGCCAGAGCUCCCACCUCAUCAGGCAUCAGAGAACUCACACUGGGGAGCGCCCAUACAUGUGCAACAAAUGCGGAAAGGCCUUCACCCAAAGCUCACACCUUAUCGGGCAUCAGAGAACACAUAGUGGGACGAAGCGCAUGAAGAAACACCCAACCUCUUAGCCCUCAAGCCAGCUGAAGAAAUACUGCGUUUUCAACUUGAUCCUGCAGAGUAACGUGCAUUGGCCUGGUUGGGAUUUGGGACUGAAUGUGGAAGGGAAGCAUUAAGUGAGGAUGUUCCUGAAGCCAAAGGACAAACGGAGACUGCCCAGCACUUAAUGAGUAAGUAAAACUUGUUAGGAGUAGUUGUUAAUGAAUACAAGAGGUCUUCAGCAAGUCCCUGGAAAAUGCGUAUUAUGAAAAAACUGCAUGGAUUGCAAAAUUCCUUUGCACCAAAAUAAA
Messenger RNA from Galeopterus variegatus (Sunda flying lemur), 2136 nucleotides. RefSeq names its product zinc finger protein 274 (gene ZNF274). Gene Ontology annotation, biological process: negative regulation of transcription by RNA polymerase II. The coding region runs from base 1 to 1857 and encodes 618 amino acids. The transcript is spliced from 7 exons. Lineage: Eukaryota; Metazoa; Chordata; Mammalia; Dermoptera; Cynocephalidae. The record is from RefSeq and is a predicted model, not a curated record. Gene Ontology annotation, molecular function: DNA-binding transcription repressor activity, RNA polymerase II-specific.